AACAUGGAAGACGUGGGGACACAGAGGUGACACAAAGCCACAGGGCCACCAUGGGGACAUGAAGCCAUGGGGCCACCAUGGGGACAUGAAGCCAUGGGGCCACCACAGGGCUGUGAGGACAGAGGUGACACAAAACCAUGGGGCCACCAUGGCGACACAAAGCCACAGGGCCACCAUGGGGACAUGAAACCAUGAGGCCACCAAGGAGCCACCACAGGGCUGUGAGGACACCAACCCACAUGGCCACCACCAGACCACCCCACCCCACCAGAAUCCCCCAGAGCCCCAGUUCCCCAGUGGUUCCCCAGUGGUUCCCCAGUGGUUCCCCAGUGGUUCCCCAGUGGUUCCCCAGUGGUUCCCAGUGGUUCCCCAGUGGUUCCCCGGUGGUUCCCCGUGGUUCCCCGUGGUUCCCCAGUGGUUCCCAGUGGUUCCCCAGUGGUUCCCCGUGGUUCCUGGUGGUUCCCCAGUGGUUCCCCAGUGGUUCCCCGGCGGUUCCUGGUGGUUCCCAGUGGUUCCCAGUGGUUCCCCAGUGGUUCCCGGUGGUUCCCCAGUGGUUCCCAGUGGUUCCCCAGUGGUUCCCGGUGGUUCCUGGUGGUUCCCCAGUGGUUCCCAGUGGUUCCCCAGUGGUUCCCAGUGGUUCCCCAGUGGUUCCCAGUGGUUCCCCAGUGGUUCCCAGUGGUUCCCCAGUGGUUCCCGGUGGUUCCUGGUGGUUCCCCAGUGGUUCCCAGUGGUUCCCCAGUGGUUCCUGGUGGUUCCUGGUGGUUCCCCACGGAUCCCCAGCAGUUCCUGGUGGUUCCCCGGUCCCACCUUGGCGCGCUCGGCGUCGCGGGCGCUCUGGCCCAGCAGGAACACGGUGAGCGACGGCGUCUUGGGCUUCUUGGAGAUGUUGAUGAGCUCC
Molecule: messenger RNA, 898 nt
Organism: Poecile atricapillus (Black-capped chickadee)
Lineage: Eukaryota; Metazoa; Chordata; Aves; Passeriformes; Paridae
Product: nascent polypeptide-associated complex subunit alpha, muscle-specific form-like
Exons: 3
Coding region: 138-857 (239 amino acids)
Source: RefSeq, a predicted model, not a curated record